AUGCCUCCAACCAACAAGACCUGGCAUAUCAAGCACCGCGAGGAGCUCAACAUGGACCAGAACAAAGAGUUCAUCUGUCCCUCAGAAACAUCCCCUCACAUCGCGACACUACUCAGUUUCCCCUCCGCCCGAUCAACCCUCCCAGAGCUCCACCUCAAGACCCGAAAUGAGAUCAUCAGCCUCGCGACCACAAUCGCGGAAUUCGAACCCGUCCGUCUCCACGCCAGACCAGAAGACCUACCCAGCGCAGAAUCAAUGCUAGCAGAGCGCAAAUCCUCAAUCCCAGAGUCCCAUCUAGCAAAUAUUACUCUAGUCGCUGCACCAACCAACCACUGCUGGAUCCGCGAUACAGGACCCGUGUACGUGCGCAGCGCAGACGAAACAGACACUACGCGCUACGCCAUCGAUUUCCAAUUCUGCGAAUGGGGUCACAAGACCACUGAGCGGAUUUACGGAUCCGAUCAUUCCCCUGCAGCAGCAGAGGCAGUCGAAAACUCACCCCAGUACGCUGACUGGCCUGUCAUGGACGUGGCGGCGCAGAUUGAGAACACGGCCUUUGCAGCUUCUGUUCUGGAACUCGAGAAUGCGUCCGGGGUCUCUGUCACGCGCGUGCAAACGCAUCUCAAGCUCGAGGGGGGCGGAAUUGAAGUUGACGGUGAGGGCACGUUCAUGGCUACGGAGAGUAGCAUUAUUGGAGAUGCGCGCAACCCUGGUUUUGGAAAGGCUGAUAUCGAGGCUGAGUUGAGGAGACUAUUGGGAGUGAGCGCUUUCGUGUGGUUCCCUGGUCGGAUUGGGCUUGAUGUUACGGAUGUGCAUAUUGAUGCGGAGGCGAGGUUCAUUCGGCCUGGAGUUGUGGUGGUUUGUCGUCCUCAUGACGAGGCUGAGAAGGUUCACUGGGACAUUUAUCGGGAGAUAAGGGAUGUUCUAGAGAAGUCUAUGGAUGCACGUGGACGCAGGUUCGAGGUUCAUGAUGUUGUGGAACCGGAUCCCAGGCUGGUGAAGGGUGAUCUUCCUGGUGAGGAGGUGGCGCCGGCGGCUUCGUAUGUCAACUUUUACUUUGCGAAUGGGGGCUUGGUGAUGCCUGCUUUUGGGGAUGUGGCGGCGGAUACGGCGGCUUUUGAGUUGAUCAAGAGCCUUGUGCCCGACAGAGAGGUGAGGCAGGUUGAUGUCAAUGCUUUGCCGAGGACCGGGGGUGUCCUGCAUUGUGUCACGCAGCAGAUUAUGUGA
Penicillium olsonii is the source of this 1227-nucleotide messenger RNA. NCBI's taxonomy places the organism in Eukaryota, Fungi, Ascomycota, Eurotiomycetes, Eurotiales, Aspergillaceae. The record is from the annotation of a GenBank genome assembly.